Molecule: messenger RNA, 1118 nt
Organism: Tribolium madens (black flour beetle)
Lineage: Eukaryota; Metazoa; Arthropoda; Insecta; Coleoptera; Tenebrionidae
Gene: Alg14
Product: UDP-N-acetylglucosamine transferase subunit ALG14 homolog
Exons: 4
Coding region: 424-1077 (217 amino acids)
Biological process (GO): dolichol-linked oligosaccharide biosynthetic process
Cellular component (GO): UDP-N-acetylglucosamine transferase complex
Source: RefSeq, a predicted model, not a curated record
CGCUUUUGUUCGGCGAUCAGCCUUUCGGUCAUUUUUAUCCGGUUUUGGUUCCAUGCUAAUUUCACAUCAUCCGCUCUUUUGAACCUCUUUUGUUGUCUCAAACGGAUGUAUUCUUGCUUCACGUGACGCUUCCAUUCGUUACUCACUUUCACUUUAGACAUUUUCACGCCAAUUAAGAAAGAAAAUAAUGAAUGCAAAAUGAGAGCACCAACCAGUGGCGCGUGCGCCGAACGCCGAUGUUUUGCUGAUAAUCUAACCCCCGAGUCCCAGGAAGAGUCAUUCUGUGGUUCCUGUGCCCCAGUGGGCUCUGCUAACCCCCUCGCCCCAUAGUAAUGUGCUCUUCCCACAAAAAAUUAUUCUAAGCGCUGACAAAAACAAUCAAAUGGUUUAAUGUAGAAGUCAUCGAAAACAAGACAAGAAAACAUGGAAGAUCAAUUAAAAAUUGAAUUGGCAAUUUUAAGUGCUGUUUUAAUUCUUGCUAGGAUCUUUUAUCUGGUUCAUAAGAUAACAACCGGCUUUAGUCGAGAGGCGUCAAAUAAACGGGUUGCCCCCUGCAGAACAAUAAUUUGCAUUGGUUCAGGAGGCCACACCACUGAAAUGUUAACACUUAUGACUAACUUAGAUUUUACUAAAUAUUGCCCUCGAUAUUACAUCAUGGCAAAAACAGACAAAACUAGUUAUAUGAAAGUAAAAACAUUUGAAGAGGCAAAAAAUCAAAACAAUUAUAAAAUUAUUGAAAUUCCCAGGAGUCGAGUUGUGGGCCAGUCUUAUAUCACAUCUGUUUUUACAACUCUAUAUUCAAUUUUUUAUAGCAUUCCUUUAGUUUUCAAAUUGAAACCUGACUUAAUUUUAUGUAAUGGCCCAGGCACUUGUAUUCCAAUUUGUCUACUAAGUUUCCUCCUAAAGGCUGCUUUUAUUUUUAAUGCUAGGAUAGUGUUUAUUGAGAGUUUUUGCAGGACUGAAACUUUUUCACUAACCGGGAAAAUACUGAUGUAUUUUGCUGAUAAUUUCCUCGUUCAGUGGUCAAGUUUGAAACAAAAACUCAAAAGAGCGGAGUAUAUAGGACAAUUAAUGUAAAAUCUUUAUUAAUACAUAGGUAUAUAAUAUUAAAAACCGUA